This is a messenger RNA of Oryctolagus cuniculus (rabbit), 4902 nucleotides long. NCBI's taxonomy places the organism in Eukaryota, Metazoa, Chordata, Mammalia, Lagomorpha, Leporidae. The record is from RefSeq and is a predicted model, not a curated record.
GAUUCCGGGCUUCACCAGCUCUACAGAGCCGGGCCCCCGGCGCGCCGAAACCCGCGCCCCUGAGAAUCCCGGCGCGCGCACCACCCGCGGCGAGGGGCGUGGCCAGUCGCGCGCUCUGCGUUGGCGGCUCCUCGCGGCCUGGCGGUUGGAAGCGGUGCUGCCUUGAAGAGGCUGAGCGCGGAGCUGCGUGAGGACAGGGGAGAAACAGGUGAGAAUGGACGGAAUCCGGCGGGAGCGCUCGUGAGGACUGAGCGCUGCGGCUCCUUGUGUGAGAAGGACUGGGCGCGCCAUCUGCGGGAAGCGGUUUCGUCGUGAUGGACAGCUCGAAAGAUCUGACCAUGUGAACCAGACAGAAGUGAGCACCAACCAUGUCUUGAUUUACCUGGAUAAGGUAUCAAACCAAACACUGAGCUUGUCCUUCACAGUUGUGCAAGAAAUUCCAGUAAUCGAUCUGAAGCCAGCCAUAGUGAAAGUCUAUGAUUACCAAGAGACAGGCAGUAUAUGAUGCUGCUCCCCUACCCACUUCACACUGAGACUCCUGAGAAAUGCUGCCUCUCUCUGAGCCACCUGAAUGAGACUGUGACUGUAAGUGCUUCCAUAGUGUCCCAUAGUGGAACAAUAAGCCUGUUUGAUGACCUCGUGGCUGACAAGGACUUAUUCCACUGUGUUUCCUUCACGCUCCCAAGAUCCUCAUUUCAUGGGGACACAGGAGAACUUUUGCUCAAGAUAAGAGGACCAACACAUGAGCUUCAUAAGCGUUCCACAGUGUGGGUGAAGAACACAGAAAGCAUCGUUUUUGUCCAGACAGACAAACCAAUCUACAAGCCAAGCCAGUCAGUUGAGUUUCGAGUUGUCUCUGUGAAUAAAGAUUUGCGACCACUGCAUGAACUGUUUCCAUUGGUUUUCAUUGAGGAUCCCAGAAUGAAUCGAAUUAUGCAAUGGCAGAAUGUCAAAUCAGAGAAUGGUCUUAAGCAAUUGUCCUUCAGCCUGUCAUCAGAGCCCAUUCUAGGUUCCUACAAGAUAGUGAUACUAACACAAUCUGGAAUGAGAACAGAGCACUCCUUCACCGUGGAUGAAUUUGUGCUUCCCAAAUUUGAGGUGCAAGUAAAAGUGCCAAAGGUAAUCACCAUACUGGAGGAAGAAGUGAAUGUGUCUGUGUGUGGAAUAUAUACCUAUGGGAAGCCUGUCCCAGGACAUGUAACAAUAUGUAUAUGCCCACACGGUUCUCAUUUCCUGAACAGGGAUCAAAGCACAAUAAAUCUUCCCUGUAAGGAAGUCAGCCAGCAGAUAUACAGCCAAGGCUGUCUCACACAACAAGUAAACACCAGUAUGUUCCAAUUAAAGGAUUCCAGAUAUUUAAUUAGGAAGCUUCAAGUGAAUGCCAAGAUUAAAGAGGAGGGGACAGGACUAGAAUUCACUGGAACUGGGAUAAUUGAAGUCACAAGAAUCAUAACCAAAGUCACAUUUGUGAAAGUGAAUAAAUACUUUAGACAAGGUAUUCCAGUCUUUGGACAGGUACGCCUAGAGGAUGGAAAAGGAGUCCCUAUCCCAAAUGAAACCAUUUUCAUCCAAGCUCACAGUGCAAACUUCUUCCUUAAAGCUACCACUGAUGAGCAUGGCCUGGCACAGUUCUCUGUCAACACCAUCCACGCUACUAGCAACAUCCUCAUCAUCAGAGCCUACUACAAGGAGCAGGAACCUUGUUUGCCCUUCCAUUGCAUGAAUGAAGUACACCAAGAUGCACGUCAUACAGCUAAGCAUGUCUUCUCCUUAAACAAGAGCUAUGUCCAACUUGAGCCUGUGGCUGGUGCCCUGCCCUGUGGCCAAACACAUACAGCUAAGGCACAUUAUAUCCUGAAUGCCCAGGUCCUGGGGGAGCUGAAGGAGCUCAUCUUCUAUUACCUGAUCAUGGCCAAGGGCAGCAUCAUCCGAAGUGGAACCCAUGUUCUCUCUGUGGAUCCAGGAGCAUUGAAAGGCCAUUUUCUUCUGUCAGUCCCUGUGGAGACAGACUUGGCUCCCUUGGCAGGGUUGCUCAUCUAUGCCGUUCUUCCUGAUGGGGAAGUGAUUGGGGAUUCUGCAAAACUGGAGAUUGAACGUUGUCUUCACAACAAGGUGGAUCUGGGCUUCAGCCCAGCACAAGGUCUCCCGGCCUCACAAACCCACCUGCGAGUCGAGGCUUCUCCGCAAUCCCUCUGUGCCCUCCGCGCCGUGGACAAAAGCGUGCUGCUCAUGAAGCCCGAGGCCGAGCUCUCCGCAUUCAAGGUAUAUAAUUUGGCACUUCUGAAAGCUAUUGUCAGGACAAAAGAUGAAGAAGAAGAAGACGAAGAAGACUGUAUCAGACAUGUCUCCACUGACACAUUACCAUACCAAAUCCUAGACAAAAAUGAAAAAGAUCUCUACAGUCUUGUAAAGGACAUGGGCUUAAAGGUAUUCACUAACUUGAAGAUCAAAUAUCCCAAAUUAUGUACUUUCUACUCAAUGCCAGUUCUAGUGGCUGAUACAAAACUGAAUGAGAGGAUGACACCAUUAACACUCCCUAAGACUGCGCGAAGCUAUUUUCCUGAAACCUGGAUCUGGGAAUUGGUAGUGGUAAACUCAUCAGGAAUGGCUGAAGUAGAAGCUACAGUUCCUGAUACCAUCACUGAGUGGAAAGCAGAGGCCCUGUGCCUGUCCAAUGACACUGGACUUGGUCUGUCUCCCAUUGCUUCUCUCCGAGCCUUCAAGCCCUUCUUUGUGGAGCUCACAUUACCGUACUCUGUGAUCCGUGGAGAAGCCUUCACACUCACGGCCACUGUAUUAAACUAUCUUCCCAAAUGCAUACGGGUGAGUGUGCAGCUGAAAGCUUCUCCUGACUUCACAGCUAUCCCAGUGCAGAAAGAACAAGAUUCUUACUGCCUCUGUGGAAAUGAGAGGGAAACUCUGUCCUGGUUGGUAACUCCUACAUCUCUAGGGAAUGUGAAUUUCUCCAUGAGUGCAGAAGCAAUACAGUCCCCAGACCUCUGUGGUAAUGAGAUGGCUACAGUUCCUGAAACUGAGAAGUCAGACACAGUUGUCAAACUCCUGUUAGUUGAGCCCGAGGGAAUCAAGAUGGAACAUACUUUCAAUUCCUUACUCUGUGUAUCAGAUGCUGGGGUAUCAGAAAAAUUGGCCCUGAAGCUUCCACCAGGAGUAGUGAAAGAAUCAGCCAGAGCCUCUGUCUCUGUUUUGGGUGACAUUUUAGGCUCUCCUAUAAAAAACACACACAGUCUCCUCCAGAUGCCCUAUGGCUGUGGUGAACAGAACAUUGCCCUUUUUGCUCCUAAUAUCUAUGUACUGAAAUAUCUGAAUGAAACCCACCAACUGACUCCAGAGCUCAAGUCCAAGGCCAUAAACUUUCUCAAUGCUGGUUAUCAGAAACAGCUGAACUACAAACACAAAGAUGGCUCCUACAGCGCCUUUGGAGACAAAAAUGGCAAUGAUGAAGGCAACACUUGGCUCACAGCCUUUGUGCUCAAGAGUUUUGCCCAAGCACAACCCUUUGCCUUCAUUGACAAAGCACACAUUACCCAAGCCCUCACUUGGCUUUCUCAGAAGCAAAAGGACGAUGGCUGUUUCAGGAGUUCUGGGAAUCUCUUCAACAAUGCCAUGAAGGGUGGAGUAGAUGAUGAAGUGACCCUCUCUGCCUAUAUCACCAUUGCCCUUCUGGAAAUUCCUCUCCCAGUCACUGACCCUGUGGUUCGCAAUGCCCUGUUUUGCCUAGAGUCAGCCUGGAACACAGCACAGGAAAAGACCAAUGGCAGCCACGUCUACACCAAGGCACUGUUGGCCUAUGCUUUUGCCCUGGCAGGUAACCAGGGCCGAAGGAAUGAAGUACUCAAGUCACUUGAUGAGGAAGCUAUAAAGGAAGAUGAUUCAAUUCACUGGGAGCGACCUCAGAAACCCAAGUCGUCAGAGGGCCAUUUCUUCCACCCCCGGGCUCCCUCUGCUGAGGUGGAGAUGACGUCCUAUGUGCUCCUUGCUCACCUCACUGCCUGGCCUGCCCCAGCCUCAGAGGACCUGACUACUGCAAAGCUCAUUGUGAAGUGGAUCACAAAGCAGCAGAACGCCCACGGCGGCUUCUCCUCCACCCAGGACACGGUGGUGGCUCUCCAUGCUUUGUCCAGAUAUGGAGCAGCUACUUUUGCUAGAACCGAGACAGUGAAAGUGGCCAUCCAGUCUUUGGGAACAUUUUCGACAAACUUCCAAGUAGAAAACAGUAAUCGCCUGUUAUUACAGCAGGUCUCAUUGCCAGACCUUCCUGGAGAGUAUGACAUAACAGUGUCAGGAGAAGGAUGUGUGUAUAUUCAGACAGCUCUGAAAUACAAUGUUUUCUUGGAGAAGAAAGAAUCUGCAUUCGAUCUCCAAGUACAGACUACACCCCCCACCUGUGAUGGACCCAAAGCCCACACAAGCUUCCAGAUAUCAAUAAAUGUCAGUUACAUAGGAAGCCGUCAAGUCUCCAACAUGGUGAUUGUUGAUAUAAAAAUGAUAUCUGGUUUCAUCCCAUUGAAACCAACAGUGAAAAUGCUUACAAGAUCUAACCAUGUGAGCAGGGCAGAAGUGAGCAACAACAAUGUCUUGAUUUAUUUGGAACAGGUUACCAAUCAGAUGUUGAACUUUUCUUUUACUGUUCUGCAAGACAUCCCUGUAAGAAACCUGAAACCUGCACUUGUGACAGUCUAUGAUUACUAUGAGACAGAUGAAGCAGCUUUUGCUGAAUACAGUGCCCCCUGCAACACAGACACAGAGCAAUCAAAUGUUUGAGACUCAUUUCUCUUAACAAGGUUUUCCUGAAAUCUCCAGACCAACCCUUAAAAGGAUUGUCUAGUCUCUGCAGUAUAGAUAAUGAACAAGCUUGUUAAAUAAAUAUGCAUGUCUAAGGAA